AGUGCAGUGUGUAUAAGACAAUGAAUGUGUGACUGUGUACUACUGCAGGUUAUUCAUGUGUGCUCUUGUCCCAGCCAGCUACCAGCACUUUGCCAAAGUUGCUGUCAUAAGAGUGCCACAGAUGCAGCACUAAUCCAGCAAUUACUCAUUCAUGCUGAAACAGCUCGAUGUGAAGGUUCAAAAAAGCGAAGGCUUUACACACGUCAGCUGUUCCCCCUUGGAUCUGCAAUCUGUGUGCUUGCAAGAGCAUAGAUCGACGUAAACUCAUUGUACUACCAACUGGUGACUAAUGAUUCUCAUACAAGUCUGACCUGAACCACGUACUCCAACUUGGAGGCUGGGAAUCUCCAGACCGACAGCUCGCAGAGUGAUUCCUUGCCUCAUCUUACCCUUCGUCUGGUAACUCGCAGUCAAACGCUCGACAUCCCCAUGUCUCCACCGUACUACAGUAGCACUCGGGGCUCAAUCAAUCAAUGAGAAGAUGGUACCUUUUGCCCCCUCCCUCAUCCGGGGAGCAGCCCAUCGCCUCUGUGGUCUCCGUAUGUCCUGAGUCAGAACCUCGCCGAUGAUCAAAUAGAAGAAGAUACAUUUACCAAUCAGGUGGGAGGGAUGUCAGUAAGGAGUGAUCAUCGGCGACUGAGGCAGUCCAGUCGACCUACUCCAGACUCUGUCGACACUCGAAACUCAAAGCUGAGCCCCUCCCGCUCUGUACUCUCGAGGAUUACUAGAUCUCGCUCAGGAAACUCGCAGGGAAACUCAGAAAUUACUAGGUCUCAGUCAGGAAACUCGGAGAUUACUAUGUCACAGUUAGGAAACUCGGAGAUUACUAGGUCUCGUUCUGACAGCUUGCAAGAAUCGCAUUCAGCUCAUCCGAAACAUCAUCACAUUAGAAGCUGAAAUACACGAAGAUUGUAUACCAAGUCAACCUCCAACAGGGCACAGCGAAAAUGACAGAGAUGAAAACGAAAAAGAAGAAUCAGCUAAUCUUCUUGUAGACGCAAGUGACGGUGUAAAGAGCAAGCCAGCUGGUAGCUCAGACAGCGGUAGAAACUUGGAUCUGGUCUUAGAAAGCAAUAAUCGUGGAAAUCUUUCAGAUGAAGGUGGGGAAAGAGCACAAGAAAAUGGCGAUGCAAACCCGGACUCGAAAAAGGACCAACUCUCGUUGGAGUUUAGAGGCAGCAGUGGUGGUUCUGAAAUGAUCCUAACUCUGGAGUACAGGAGGGAGCUGGAGACAGCGUUUGUCACAAACCACUUGUACGGAAACACUCCACAGUCUAUCGCUGAAGCUGCUCACACCAUCACACUCCAAGCUCAGAUGUAUCUCCAGAGGCUCAACUACCUGAGUGUGUCAUACAAGAUCACAGGGGAAUACGAUGACAUCACUCUCAAUGCCGUCAAGACAUUCCAGCGAGCCCACAACCACCACGAGGCCCAGUUCUCGGUGGUGGUACCAGAGACUGGUCACCUCUCCCCCACCACCUACCAGUUCCUCAGACAGGCUUACAUCACCAUCUACGCCAGCAUGGUUAGAAUUGGACUAGACAAGUACCUGGGUGAUAACUUUAACCCCAUGUCGACGGCUCCAAGGGACAUCAGAGUGUUCAGAGAGUGUGUGAGUGGGCUACAGAGGAGUCAGGGGCUGAAGGAGUGUCAGAGCGGGGCCAUGUGCGCCAACACCAUCCACAGAAUAAGCAACUCUUGCAUGCUCAGAAGAAAGUAACAGUGUAGUAGUGUAAUUUUUGGGUUUUAGAGUGUUCAAAUUCAGAAAAAUGUUGUUGUCUACUAUGGGAAUUUGGUUGAAUUUUUGGGAGGAAAAUACCCUCUUAAAGUAUGAACAAUGCAACAACAAGUUUGUGCCCAUGCAAGAUGCGCCAUUGCUUUUAUUUCAUGCGUAGUAGCU
Messenger RNA from Geodia barretti, 1900 nucleotides. The record is from the annotation of a GenBank genome assembly. Lineage: Eukaryota; Metazoa; Porifera; Demospongiae; Tetractinellida; Geodiidae.